Molecule: messenger RNA, 1350 nt
Organism: Abrus precatorius (Indian licorice)
Lineage: Eukaryota; Viridiplantae; Streptophyta; Magnoliopsida; Fabales; Fabaceae
Exons: 2
Coding region: 90-929 (279 amino acids)
Source: RefSeq, a predicted model, not a curated record
GGACAGGCAGUCAUCACACCGGAUUAGAAAGGGAUCCAUCCUUCCCAAAUUGGUUUGAUCUGCAAAACCCUAAAACCUUCCCAAUUCCAAUGAACAUUCCGCCGACAAAACCCACACCGCAGCCUCCGCCGUCGCCUCCGCUCUCCGCCAUCGAGAAAGGCGAAUGCGCCAACUGUGGCUCCAAGGAGCCCUGGCUCUUCCACCGCGUGAUGGUUCGCGGCAUGGACAGGCGCGUGUGCACCUCCUGUACCCUCCGCCUCCACCCAACGUGGUUCUGCCCCUCAUGCUUGGAAUUCUUUGACCACUCUCCCUCUUCCUCUUCCUCUUCCUCUUCCACCUCAACGCAACGUUUCAUGUCGUGCAUCAAAUGCCUCUCCUCCACACACCUCUAUUGCAUCCCUUCCCCUCCUCCUCCUUCUUCUUCCUUCCUCUGCAUUCCUUGUUCCAAACCUAACUUCACCUUCUUCCCCAAUUCCAAUUCACCCAUCGAUAAAACCCUAGCUCUCGUCCUCCUCUGUGCCGCCAAAAUCUCCUGUGUUUCCAUGGCUAAGCAUCUCUCCACUGUCAGAGCCAGAGCUGAUAGAGCUGUACGCGAGGCUGCCAUGGCUAGAAAGAGGGCCAAAGAGGCUUUGGAUCGUUGCGCUGUGAUUGAGAAGGCUAAGCGCGUCGAGGGUUCACUCGAGGUUUCUGCCUCCAGAAAUUUGGGGGUGGGAAUGGGAAAUACUAAUAAUAAUCACAACGUUGUGGUGUGUAAAAAAGAGGAAUUUAAUGGGUUUAUUGGAGGACAGGGUAAUGUUAGGGUUCCUUCCGAGGUUUUGCCUUUGCCCCAACCUGGGAACCAAAAUGGGGCUAAUGGGAAUGAUGGCAAUUUAGAUUUGGAACGUGUACGAAGUUGUGGUAGAAUAGUUGAUAUUGGCUCUGCUACAUGAUUCGGACUUGUCAAGAUAGAUGAAGCCAGUGACUGUUUCUAGUGUUAGUGCUGUGGAAUUCUGAGUAAGAAUUAAGAACAUAUUUGACUUGUUUUGGAAUGUUUUUCUAAGGCCGUUCUCUCACAGCUGAUACUUUUCCUGUAUCCAUUCCAUUUCCCUUGUAAAGUCUCCGUUCCAAUGUGACUGUGCAAUUCUAUUGUAUUUUAAUUGACCGGUUGUAAUUAGGUUAUGGGCAUUUUUUCCCUGGUAGUGAGUAUUAGGUUCAGAUGUUAGUCCAUUCUUAUACUUUCUCUCUCCAUUUUUUUCCGUUUUCUUUUUUUGUUAAGUUACCAUCGGAUGUCAGAUUCUUCACAAUUAUCUGGGAUUUGAUUAUAGCUAUCAAUUUUGAAAUUGGUUGGAUUUGGAAAUUCUUUUCAAUUGG